Camellia sinensis is the source of this 857-nucleotide messenger RNA. RefSeq names its product large ribosomal subunit protein uL5. Gene Ontology annotation, molecular function: structural constituent of ribosome. Lineage: Eukaryota; Viridiplantae; Streptophyta; Magnoliopsida; Ericales; Theaceae. Gene Ontology annotation, biological process: translation. Gene Ontology annotation, cellular component: ribosome. The record is from RefSeq and is a predicted model, not a curated record.
CCCUGUUGCCGCUUCCUUCACCUCUCUGCUCCUCCUCCGCAUUCGCAAUGGCUUCGGAGAAGAAGCUCUCGAACCCAAUGAGAGAGAUCAAAGUCCAGAAACUCGUCCUCAACAUCUCCGUCGGCGAAAGCGGCGAUCGCCUCACCCGCGCCGCCAAGGUUUUGGAACAACUGAGUGGCCAAACACCUGUCUUCUCCAAGGCGAGGUACACUGUUCGGUCAUUUGGGAUCAGGCGUAAUGAGAAGAUUGCUUGCUAUGUCACGGUGAGGGGCGAGAAAGCGAUGCAGCUUCUGGAGAGUGGGUUGAAGGUGAAGGAAUACGAGUUGUUGCGCCGGAACUUCAGUGAUACUGGCUGCUUUGGGUUUGGUAUUCAGGAACACAUUGAUCUUGGUAUCAAGUAUGACCCUUCAACUGGUAUUUACGGGAUGGACUUCUAUGUUGUUCUAGAACGCCCAGGGUACCGUGUGGGUCGUCGCCGCAGAUGCAAGUCACGUGUUGGAAUCCAACAUAGAGUUACGAAGGAGGACUCAAUGAAGUGGUUUCAGGUCAAAUAUGAGGGAGUCAUCCUCAACAAAUCUCAAACAAUUGGAGCUUAAAUUGGAUUUUCCUCCACAUCCUUGGAUAUCUGAAAUUCCAAGUUUUGCUAAGCUGAGUUUUCAUUUGCUGUUUUGUGAACAAGGAGUAGCAUCACAUUUUUGUUUUUUGCUUUGGUUGAAUUUAAAUACUAUCUAGUGCUCUUCAUGUUUACUCUUGUAGCUUUUCUAAUAUGGGAGUAGAAGCUGUCAUUUUCUGGUUUCCGUAACUGAUUUAUUUUUACAACUUGAUGAGAUUUUAUUUUUGAUACUGAUUUAUUUUGA